Hydra vulgaris (swiftwater hydra) is the source of this 553-nucleotide messenger RNA. Its product is annotated as H/ACA ribonucleoprotein complex subunit 2-like protein. Gene Ontology annotation, molecular function: box H/ACA snoRNA binding. Gene Ontology annotation, cellular component: cytosolic large ribosomal subunit; box H/ACA snoRNP complex; nucleolus. Gene Ontology annotation, biological process: snRNA pseudouridine synthesis; maturation of LSU-rRNA; rRNA pseudouridine synthesis. NCBI's taxonomy places the organism in Eukaryota, Metazoa, Cnidaria, Hydrozoa, Anthoathecata, Hydridae. The record is from RefSeq and is a predicted model, not a curated record.
UGCAUCUUAAAAAAUAUUAAUUUUUUAUUUAGUGACUUUGAAAACAUGGUUAAAGCAAAAAAAGAGGAAGAAACCACAGUUGAAAAUGGUGAUGUUGCAAUUGAUGAUUCAAAGUUGGAAAGGCCGAACUAUGAAGAGCUUAUUACACAAAUGAAUAUUAUAGCAAAACCUCUUGCUAGUAAAAAAAUGACAAAAAAAAUUUACAAGAUUGUAAAAAAGGCGGCAAAAGCAAAACAGCUUCGCAGAGGAGUAAAAGAAGUAUUAAAGGCAAUACGCAAAAAAGAAAAAGGUAUUGUUAUUUUUGCAGGCGACGUAUCACCAUUAGAUGUUUAUUCACACAUGCCUGUUAUGUGUGAAGAAAACAAACUACCAUACUGCUUUGUGCCAGCAAGAAUAGACUUGGGUUUAGCAAGUCAAACGAAAAGAGCAACUUGUGUUGUUUUGGUUAAAAAAGAUGACGCUUAUGAUAGCUCCUUUACAGAGCUACGUGACAGAAUCAAAGAAAUGCCUCUUCCUUUGUAAAAAUGAUUUUAAAAAUUUAAUAAUGCAAUUA